GUCAUUUUUAGACCUCUGCCUGCGUCGGAGAGUCGUCCAUAAAUCGAUCUGCGCUGUUUUUAGGCUGCAAUAUAAAUAUUAACUACUACAACACUGGCAAAAAGGACGAUAUCUUCCCACAUACAUAUAGCAGUGCAAUGAUGGGCGUUCGAAGGAUUUUGGCAGCAUUGCUGCUGAUUACAUCCUCUAGUGGAGUGUUAUCACAGGAAGAUCCCGAAUGCAAAACACCGACCAUGUCAGACGGAUUCUGCGUGUCCAUUGAACGGUGCCGGAAUAUUUACUCCAUCAUUAUCUCACCGACGCCACCUUCGCGAGGCAUUCAGAACUACAUCAACCGAGCGGCCUGCAGUCUGCCCGAUGUGCCCCGCAGCGUCUGUUGCCAACCGUUAGAGGUCGUACCCGCUCCCACAACAACUACAACGACAACAACGACCACCACUACUACCGUCGCUCCGAGUACCGUUGUCGCACCGGUCAAAACCAAUGCCGGGCCAGUGAUGGUGACUGGCGUCGAGCCGGACGCUGGCGCCACGCUCAACUGGAAUCUGCUGCCAACGAGAAACUGCGGCACCAUCACGGUCAACCGGAUAGCGCACGGUAAUACGACGCGCGUGUUUGAGUAUCCGUGGAUGGUGUUGCUGCGGUACGAAUCGAACGGUGUGCUGUCGGACCGAUGUGGUGGAUCGCUGAUAAAUAAUCGUUAUGUACUGACUGCGGCACAUUGUGUCCGGACAUCGAGCAGCAUCCGAUUGGUGAAAGUGCGACUAGGUGAGCAUGACAAACGCCAGCAGAUUGACUGUCACGUGUACAGUGAUGGUGAAAAGGAUUGUGCAGAUCCGGCAGUCGAUGUCGACAUCGAGUCCAUGAUCGUGCACAAAGACUACAAUCGCCCGAUCAAGUUCCGGCACGACAUUGCCCUGCUAAGGAUGGCACAGGAAGUUGAGUUCUCGGAUUCCGUUAAACCAAUUUGCUUGCCGGUUAAUGAAGACGUAAGGCGAAAGGUAUUGCCAAAGUACAUCAUCACCGGCUGGGGUACGACGGAACAGCAAUCGUUGUCAGACCUGCUGCUGCAAGCCAUCGUUAACCAUGUGCCAGUACCGGAGUGUCAGCAAAAGAUGAACGAAAACUUCCUCUACGUUACGCUGGCGGACGAGUGGCAGAUGUGUGCGGCGGGCGAGGGGCUGGUCGAUUCCUGCCAGGGUGAUUCGGGUGGCCCGCUAGGGUUUAGCGUGGAUGUGGCUGGGGCAAAGUUUGUGCAGUUCGGAAUCGUAUCGGCAGGAGUGCGGUCCUGCGGAAAGGAAAGCGUGCCCGGCAUUUACACCCGUGUGACGAGCUACAUGAACUGGAUAGUGGCUAAUAUGAAGCCAUAAAAUUGGGUCGUCUGGUUGCGUCAAGCACUACUUUUUGGGGUUUAUCUGUGUCGAUGAUAGUAACUAAAUACGAUAACGAUAGGCAACUGGCAAUCAAUGUAAAAUAGCAAUAAAGAUAUGAAAUUUAAAUUUUACAAUA
Messenger RNA from Anopheles arabiensis, 1509 nucleotides. RefSeq names its product serine protease easter-like. Gene Ontology annotation, biological process: proteolysis. The transcript has 4 exons. Gene Ontology annotation, molecular function: serine-type endopeptidase activity. The coding region runs from base 138 to 1370 and encodes 410 amino acids. NCBI's taxonomy places the organism in Eukaryota, Metazoa, Arthropoda, Insecta, Diptera, Culicidae. The record is from RefSeq and is a predicted model, not a curated record.